Schistosoma intercalatum is the source of this 426-nucleotide messenger RNA. The record is from the annotation of a GenBank genome assembly. Lineage: Eukaryota; Metazoa; Platyhelminthes; Trematoda; Strigeidida; Schistosomatidae.
AUGUUUGAAUCAAGUGUUUUGAAUGGACUAACACGAUUAAGUAUUGAAAUUGGAAGUAGUAAAAGUCGAACUGAUGAUGAUUUUAUUGAUAGAAUUAAUCAUUCAUAUACAACAACUGUACUUAUGAUAUGUACACUUGUAAUAACGGGUAGACAAUUUAUUGGUAAACCAAUAGCAUGUUGGACACCGAAUGAAUUUACUAGUGCACAAGUUGAAUAUGCUACAUUAGUAUGUUGGGUAACUUCAACUUAUUUUAUAUCACCUGAUCAACCAACAAUACCAUCAGAUUUACCGUUACGUAGAAAAGAUUCUAUACAUUAUUAUCAAUGGGUGCCAUUCUUGUUAAUGUUACAAGCUGCAAUGUUUUCAAUACCAUGUAUUAUAUGGCGUUUAUUCAACUGGCAAUCACGUAUUCAUGUAAGUUGA